This is a messenger RNA of Toxoplasma gondii ME49, 1330 nucleotides long. RefSeq lists its product as hypothetical. The transcript has 3 exons. The record is from RefSeq and is a predicted model, not a curated record. NCBI's taxonomy places the organism in Eukaryota, Apicomplexa, Conoidasida, Eucoccidiorida, Sarcocystidae. Bases 440 to 1054 code for a protein of 204 amino acids.
AGACAAGACAUGAUCGCGUGCAUGUUGCGGACCUGGUACCAAGUCUUUUGGAGUCGUUUUGGUCUGCUUGGUUCAGGAACAAGGACAGAAGAGUUUCAGUAAAUAUGACAUGGAGCUACCGGUGGCUUUACACGCGCAAAGAUAGUACGCAAACCAACAGUAGGUUGUAUCGUGACUCCGGUGUGGAUGCCGGAACCGACGGCCGCCUCAUAGCGUCUGCGCGUUUUUGUUUGAGUCACUCUGGGAAAAAUUCACUUUCUUUUUCACUCUUCCUUCGUCUCCACUUAAUUUUCUUGGCAAAGGCUCGCUGGAUUUCGUGCAAUUUCGUCAGAGCUCUUUGUAGCAGAGGCAGCAGUCGCCGCCUUGCAAGCGAGAGGUGUAGGCGCUACAAAGCGUCGGUUGCAAGCAGAGAUUCCCUCGUCUUUUUGUGGCGGCAGAGAUGUUGUCCAUUCUGAAGAAUGAUCUGGUCACAACGGCUAGCAAAAAAGGCGUCCUGAUUCGAAAGGCGGAGCUCGACUGGUUCACGCGAAACUACUGGAUCAUUGCCACGCAAGCCACGGUGGUGGCCGGCUUCUCAUUCCACCAGCUUUCAUGUCCUCCGCCAGAAGAAGCCACUGCACUGUCGGCUUUGUUCCACAUUACCCUGACAAGUCUCAGCUUUAUUCUGGCUCUCUACGUCAUCGUCAACUGUACCUUCUCCUGCAUUCUGGCUCCCGGUCUUGCCUUGAGAGGGGCAGGCGGCUUUGAGUCCAUGCAAAACGCAAUCCGCUACCUGCGGAAGCAACAAGAUCGCAUUCUGUGGUGCUUCAUGAUUUCGCUCGCUUGCUUUGUUUUGGCAAGUUUCAUGAUUGUACAUGUCUUCGGCCGCCGCCAAAAGCUUGCGGUGCGGAUCGAGAGUGUGCUACUUUUUGUUGCGCUCGCUAUCGCCUUCAUGGCAGCUCGAGCUAUCAUGCUUUUCCAGCAUGGCAGCGCGGCAAGGAGUGGCGUCAAUACAAUUGAGGAACACUAUGGAAAGGUCGGGGAUAUUGAUGCGAUGAUUGGUCGUCGUUUCUAAGCACUUUGUGAUAUCGAGCUACCUAUAAAACGACCUGAUGUGUGCCUACGCCGCAGGUGGCACUCUGCUGAGGGAGUCCCUCGUUUUGGGAAUCGUGUACAUUUGUGUGCAGUGUACCGACUGCUUUCCCACACGCGGCUUGACCAUGAUAACGUGAAGAAAACUGGGCAUCUGUCCUUUGAAACCUAAUUUCGCUGGCCGAUCGGGACAAAUGUUGCCUCGCAUGACGAAACUCCUGUCCACUCAACGCCAGACCGCGGCAUCAGUUGUCAAACA